CUUAUCUUUCUGCCUCAGCAAUGGCAGAAGCUGUUAUAAGACACUGGGUGGAAACUCCCGUACGCUACCAAGAGCAGUUUGCUGUCCAAGAGCUGGAAGCACACAAACUGGACCACUCUUUAUAUGCUUUGCCGGGCCCUUCUACAGCUGCACUGAGCAACAGAAGGUGUAUCGUGGAAAGUACAGCUGGGGCUGGGAAGAGCGACCAGGAGGAGGAAAACACACGCUUUCAGGUCUUGCUGGAUGUUGUGCAGUUCCGCCCCGAAGAUAUCAUUAUUCAGACUUUUGAAGGCUGGCUCCUGAUCAAAGCUCAGCAUGGACCCAGGAUGGACGAACAUGGUUUCAUAUCCAGAAGCUUUACCAGACAAUAUAAAUUACCUAAUGGAGUGGAGAACAAAGACUUGUCUGCGCUUUUCUGCCAUGAUGGCAUUUUGGUUGUUGAAAUGAAGAACUCAGUGGGAAAGAAUUAGAGUCUUGUCCAUAGUUUAUUGGUGAGAUAAAAUCAUUCUUAAUACAACAAAAUAAUAUCAUUCAAGUGAUGCUGUAGAGUGUACUAAGCAUGUGGCUGUAUUUAUAUUAGAGUAAUGGAAAAUCUUUGUAUAUAUUUUUCAGUAUGCUGAGUUUAUGGUUUGAUGUGAAAUGUUAGACUGCUUGCCUCCAGCUACAUAUGUGUUGGAAAGCCAGGCUUUUUGAACAGUAGAAAAUUUAGGCUAGUCACAGCA
Nipponia nippon (crested ibis) is the source of this 722-nucleotide messenger RNA. NCBI's taxonomy places the organism in Eukaryota, Metazoa, Chordata, Aves, Pelecaniformes, Threskiornithidae. The record is from RefSeq and is a predicted model, not a curated record.